UUUGAGCUGGCGGUUGGACGAGCAGCAGUUGAGCUCCUCACUGCAGUGCCUCUGCCGUCCUUAAAAGGGGCUAAAUUUGAUGGACAACCAGGAGAUUGGAUCCUGGUUGUAGAACGAAUUCAGACUGCAGACUUCUGGGCUGUGUUCCCAGACAAUCACAGGAAACCUGGGGAUUCAUUUAUUAUUUAAAUAUAAAGCCAGAAGAUUGCUUAAAUGAGUGACAGAGAGAAAGAUCCUCAUGUGCGUGACCAGCAUAAUCCUGAAGAUGAUGACCUCGUGAGUCUGACACCAAGCAACAGUCCGGUCACAAAGGUGACAAAUGGCUCCUCAGGAGAGCAGUCAGAAGAGUCAGACGAGCCUGUUCAGUCAGCUCUUCCAAGAAGACCAUGGGGCUGUCCAGCCAAAAAACAUAGCUCGGUGGAGACAGGUGGGUCGGAUGAGGAAACCUGCACAGCAGAGAACAAGCCGUCCACCGAGAAGCAUCACAUUGCAAAAACCAGUUACACGGCUUGUAUGUACUACGUUAUGCCGAACGUCCUCUUGCCUAAGAUGAUUAUGAUAGACGAUGACGCUUGCGAUGAUGAAGAAUGUCCUACUACAGAGAAAGGACCCUGUGACCGGAAGCACCACUUCAAGAAGCAACUCUCUGGGAUGAGGUAUCACUCUCCUGAAGAAAGUCACUCAAUCGAAGAGCAUCUCUCGGCUGAGAAAGAUCUACCUACACAGGGAGGUUGCCUUAACCAGAAAAGAUGUCUUACAGAAAAAGAUCAUUCUACAGAGGAAGGUGGCUUGGGUGAGAGAGGUCCCUAUGAAGAGAGAGGCCACUCUACUGAGAGAUGUCAACCUGCAAAGAAAGGUCUUUCUAUGAAGAAGAGUUCAUCUCCUAAUGAAGGUGACUUGGACGGGAGAGGACCCUUUGUGGAAAACCAUCACCCUGAAGAGAAAGACCGCUCAGCCAAGAAACUUAGCUGUACACAGAGAGAUUGCCAGAUAGAUGGAGAGUGUUCUGUGAAAAGAGAACUCUCCACUGAGGAAGAUCACCCUAUAGGCAGAGGUCUGCCUGCCAACAAAAGUCAUCUGGCAGAGAAGGGUUGGUCAACAAACAAGAGUGGAUCUGCAGGGAGAGGUCACCACCUCAAAAGCCACCCUGCAAAGGAGGGUCGCUCAGAGGAAUGGGUUAACUUGGCACGGAGCAGACUCUAUGCAGGUGAAGAUACCCCUACAUGGAGGGGUCACCGCAUCCAAGGGUGCCCUGUGGUGGAGGGUCGCUCAGUGAAAAGAGAAAAUACUGUGAAGGAAAGACCUUCUACAGUGAAAGAUCACCCCACAGGGACAAGUCACCCUCAGAAGAAAAGCCACUCUCCCGAAAAAGGUCGGUCACCAGAUAGGGGAUACACUACAGGGCAAAAUCUCUCCACAAGGAGAGGUAGGCUUCCAAAGAGAAGCCUCUGGGCAGAAAAUCAUCUGUCUGCUGAGAACAGUUGCCCUCCCAAAAAGAGUCGUCUUCCAGAGAAAGACCUAUCUUCCAAGAGAAUCCACUUCGCAGUUCACCCUGAGGAGAGACAGCUCUCUGCCAAUAAAGAGAGCGUAGAAAAGAAAUUUCGUUCUGGUGAGAGUGUUGAGAUCCAAGACAGCUACACUCAUGAGGAAAGCAACACAGGAGACAAUGGGUACUCUGUGGAGCAAGGUCAUCCCUCCAUGGAGAAAGGCUUUCAUGUAGAGACACCCUCUUCAGGAUCCAUGCCUGUGGUGCCCAUGCCAAAUAGCAUGCAGGAUGCUCCACAAAGCAGCAUUGGCAGUGAUACCAGCCAAGUACCCCAAGUCACCCACCAUAAUGUGGCUGGGGCUGUCACCAAUGGUCAGCGUAUGCAGACAGAGAAUAUGAGAAUCGGCGUUGAAUUGAAGUUGCCUCAAAAACUAAAAGCAUGCCUUGUUCAGGACUGGAACUUGGUAAACACACAGAUGCAGUUAUUCCAUCUCCCUGCUGACAAGAAUGUAGAUCGUAUUCUGGCAGACUAUGUCAAUUUCGUGAAAUCACAGGAAAAGUGUGAUAAUAGGGAAUAUUCCGUUGAUGAACUUGUGUAUGGAAUAAGAGAGUAUUUUAACAAGAUGCUGGGCACCCAGCUGCUCUGCCAGUUUGAAAGACCCCAGUAUGCUGACAUCCUCCUGGCUUACCCAGGUAUUCCAAUGUCUCAGGUUUAUGGAGCUCCACACCUCCUGAGAUUAUUUGUGAAUAUUGGGAGUGCAUUGACCCAUUUGUCCUUUAAUAGGGGCAGUCUAAUGUUACUGUCUGGGUACAUGCAUGAUUUCCUUAAUUACCUAGCAGAGAAUUCCACUUCUCUCUUUAGAGCAAGCGAUUAUGAAUUGGCUUCUGUCGCAUAUUGUUUCAAAGCCCUGUGAGGAUCUCCUGACCACUAUUUUGUGGCCUAGACUAGUAAACAUUUCUGUGUUUGCUAUUUUCAUUGUGUAUUUGAUUUUCUUGAAAAGUAUAGAGGGCUUAGUAAUUCAGGUUGGGUAUUAUGAACAGAAAUAAAAAAAUAUUAAGUGUUUUUUAACCACGAUUUCAACAACAAAUACAUGUUUGCUAAAUAAUU
Molecule: messenger RNA, 2594 nt
Organism: Mesocricetus auratus (golden hamster)
Lineage: Eukaryota; Metazoa; Chordata; Mammalia; Rodentia; Cricetidae
Exons: 1
Coding region: 214-2400 (728 amino acids)
Biological process (GO): regulation of DNA-templated transcription; chromatin organization
Cellular component (GO): nucleus; NuA4 histone acetyltransferase complex
Source: RefSeq, a predicted model, not a curated record